Lactuca saligna is the source of this 492-nucleotide messenger RNA. NCBI's taxonomy places the organism in Eukaryota, Viridiplantae, Streptophyta, Magnoliopsida, Asterales, Asteraceae. The record is from the annotation of a GenBank genome assembly.
AUGAUGUGGAACAACUUAUUCACACUGCUCUUCAGGAGUUUCUCGAAAAGGGUUACUGGCUCGGACUGUGCGAGCAAAUUAUUCAUGACUAUGAUGUACGGGAUAUACUCCGGCAGCAACUUGGAUUACAGGAUUAUUCCAAGACUUUUCUAUUCCUUCUCCCACUGCCACUAUCUCCACUCCUAUUAUAAUUGUCCAUGCCCACCGGUGUCAUUGGGCGUUUCGCAAGUCCAAACCCUACUUUUUACAGAUUCAAUAGCUACCACCACUUCAAAAACUGUUGAAACUCCAGUAACUGUGAACGCAUCAGAUGCAGGGGCAGGAGCUUCGGGUUUCUUAGUUGGUCAUUCCACUCCACCCAUCUCUCCGUUCUGCCAAGAUGGUUUGGACAUGAACUAUGGUGGUGAUGACGACAACUUCGCAGGAUUCACCUAUAGUCCACUCAACAUUUGGAAUGAAAGUGAUGACGAAGCUCCAGUCACAAGAAGGUAG